Botrytis porri is the source of this 1032-nucleotide messenger RNA. RefSeq lists its product as uncharacterized. The transcript is spliced from 6 exons. Lineage: Eukaryota; Fungi; Ascomycota; Leotiomycetes; Helotiales; Sclerotiniaceae. The coding region runs from base 1 to 1032 and encodes 343 amino acids. The record is from RefSeq and is a predicted model, not a curated record.
AUGGAUAAUCCCAAUGGGGAUUAUGGUAUUUGUCGCGCGUCGAAUGAUCGGAAAAAAGAUGCCAAAUGCAUGUGUUCCGUGUCUGAUGCUGUGUGUCAUCCAAAAUCCGAUAUCAAUUGCUGUUUCGGUCUCUUCUGUGACAUGACCAAUAACCCCAAUGGCGAUUAUGGAAAAUGUAAACCGUCGCAUGAGUCGAAGAAUCCACUCAAGAAGAUUGAAGAUGCAGGAAAAUGUUUGGAAUCGGGUACCAUGCAUUGCAAUCUGCGAGGUGCACCACCAUGUUGCUCCGGCGCAAAAUGUAACAAGGUUGGAAGAUCCGAUAGCCAAAUGUUCUUGUGCGAAAAGGACUCCAAUGAUGAGGAUCAAGAUGGUGAUGACAUGUGUUUGAAACCUGGUUCAAUGCAUUGCAACUACCUUGGCUCCCCAAAAUGUUGCAGCGGAUCAAAAUGCAACAAGGUUGGAAAAUCCGACAGUAACAUGUUUAUGUGCGAAAAGGAUUCGGAUGACGACGAUAAGAAACAAUUUUUAGUUCCUGGAGUAUACCACUGCAAUAUGCAUGGCUGCCCUGGAUCAAGUUGUAAGAAUGUCAGAGGUGAAAACUUCAUGUGUGCAAAAGACUCUGAUGAUGAUGACGAUGUUUCAUCUACUCUCUCCCAAGAUCAACAACCACUCUUCUCAUCAAAAGACAAAAAUGUCUUCGAUGAAGAUUGUGACAGGAAUAUGUGUAUUGAAGGAGGCCAGAUGUGUCAUCGCCACAGACAAAAUUCCAAGUGUCCACCUGCUCCAUGCUGUCCGGAUUUCCAAUGCGCACAUAUGGAUUCUCAUCAUGAACCUUUCUGCGUCUCCAUGUCCAAUCCGAACGAAAAGACUGCAGUGACUUCCUCAGAGAACCCCACGAUGUCAAAGAAGAAGAAUGAACUGAUAACUGAAGACUGCGCACCACAAGAGCCCACUGGAUGCUCACCUUCUGGUUGUGAGAGUCCCCCUUUCUCCUCACGAAAUAGUAGAACUGACAAAGAAAGGUCCAUGUAA